Aspergillus melleus is the source of this 1518-nucleotide messenger RNA. RefSeq names its product putative acyl-CoA:6-aminopenicillanic-acid-acyltransferase. The transcript is spliced from 2 exons. The coding region runs from base 269 to 1324 and encodes 351 amino acids. Lineage: Eukaryota; Fungi; Ascomycota; Eurotiomycetes; Eurotiales; Aspergillaceae. The record is from RefSeq and is a predicted model, not a curated record.
GUUUCCCCUCUUUCUGGUCUCUUUUCUCCUUUGACCCUCGCCGAUCCUUUUCUCGACUAAUUACUUCUCGUUCAUCUCAUUUUGACUCACUUGCAUCAUCUAUCGUCAUCCAAUAACACAAUAAACUCCCCAUCCUACCUUUUGACUCCUACUAGGCGCCAUCAUUAUGCAUCUCACAAACCAGGAUAUUCCAAAGCUUGUUCUAAGAGGGACCCCUCGAGAGGUACUUUCUCUACCCUUCACACCUCUGAUCUAUCUCACGUACUGAAUGAGUGGCCAGAUUGGGCUCCAGCAUGGCCGUGAGCUCCGCCAACAAAUCCACAGUCAGCUGGCCGUUUACGAGGAGAUGUUCAAGCACACAGCUAAUAUGUCCUGGGAUUCGGUCCGAGAGCUGGCUCAGGAGUUUCGCACAGCCUCGGAGCAAAACACUCCUGCAGUCUAUGCCGAAAUGCAGGGAAUUGCGGACGCUUCCGGUCGGGAUAUCCUGGAUAUCGUAGCGUUGAACUGUCGCAGCGAGAUUGCUAUGGGCUGUUUCUCCGACGGGUGCACGAGCCUUUCGUGGAAGAAGAGGGAUGAUGCUCGCAUUCUGGCGCAAAACUGGGAUUGGACCAACCUGGUGGGGGAGAAUCUGGCCUUGGUGUCUAUCGAACAAGUCGGCAAGCCGAGGAUUCAUAUGGUUACCGAGGCCGGUAUCAUAGGGAAGAUCGGAUUCAAUAGUGCCGGCGUCGGCGUCUGUCUCAACGCUAUCAAGGCUCAUCCCUGCAUCAGCUCCAAGGUGCCCAUCCAUGUGGCGCUCCGUCUCUGCCUGGAGAGUCAAUCGGUGGAAGAAGCUGUGCAAGCUAUCGGGUCUCUUGGAGGAAUAGCCUGCAGUGCACACAUCUUGGUCGCUGACAGCGCCACGUCCCUAGGCUUGGAACUUUCACCGCUUGGGGACGUGCAUCUGAAAGAAAAUGAACAUGGGAUCAUCACCCACACCAAUCACUUCCUUGAGAAUGGCCAUGUAGUCGAGCCGGCAUGGAUACCGAGCUCGCCCUACCGACUGGACCGCAUUAAUCAACUGACAAACGAACUGGUUGGAAGUGGGCUCCACGGAGACAGCAUCACGCCCGCUCUGCUGCGAGAGACCAUAUUCUCGGACACUUGCAAUUCGCCAUAUUCUAUCAGCCUUCGUCAAGGGGACCCGAACCGUCACUGGACGGUCCGGAGUAUUACCCUGUUCAAUAUAGUUAUGAAUUUGGACGCCCGUUGCCCGGAGGCAGAACUUGUCAUCGGCCAACCGGGAACUGGCACGGAAAGCUCCGUUAUCAAAAUCCCUUGGGAAUAAAGGCAGACGUUCAUCGAUGUGGAAAUAUCCCGUCAUUUCCGAUAUCUACAGAGAUUUGUUGGAGAAGUCCAGAGCACGAACAAAGAAAUUAAUACUUAUUGACGAAUAACAAAGGCCAGCCAUGAUUUUCAACGGGGGUAAACAUGUCAAAUGUAGAUUUAGAUGGAAUUUCCGGGGUAACUCACACAAACAAG